AUGAGGCACUGUGGGUCAAAACCCACAGAGUGGCUCCAACCGCACUGUGGGUUAGAAACCACAAAGCAGCUCCGGUCACACUGUGGGUCGCGACCCACAGGGGCGGCUUUGGCCGCCACAAUGGGGUACUGUGGGGCACCCUACCUUGCUAUAGGCUACCGCCGCUGUCAGAGUGGGCCCUAUCGACGCCCUUUGGCCCCCGCCAGCCCUGCUGCCGCAGCUACUCCCCGGCCCCGCUUGCGACACUUCUCCCCACCGCAGCACCCCUGUCCUCGCAAGCCCCCACCACCGCAGCAACCCACCAGCCACCGCUCCCCGACUCCCACUGCUGCAGUUUCCCACCGGCCUCCCUACUGCCGACCGCCACAACGUGCCGCGUCGCCCACCAGAAACCCUCCGCUUGACCGCCGCUUUCCCUAUGCCUGUCGCUCAGCCUCUCCCUACACCGCCGCCGCCCACCACCUAGCCACCAGCGUUCCACCUGCUAGCCACCGGAGCGCUGCCCACUAG
Cryptomeria japonica (Japanese cedar) is the source of this 510-nucleotide messenger RNA. RefSeq lists its product as uncharacterized. Lineage: Eukaryota; Viridiplantae; Streptophyta; Pinopsida; Cupressales; Cupressaceae. The transcript has 2 exons. The coding region runs from base 1 to 510 and encodes 169 amino acids. The record is from RefSeq and is a predicted model, not a curated record.